This is a messenger RNA of Trichophyton verrucosum HKI 0517, 2238 nucleotides long. RefSeq lists its product as uncharacterized. Bases 1 to 2238 code for a protein of 745 amino acids. Gene Ontology annotation, cellular component: 90S preribosome. Gene Ontology annotation, biological process: maturation of SSU-rRNA. NCBI's taxonomy places the organism in Eukaryota, Fungi, Ascomycota, Eurotiomycetes, Onygenales, Arthrodermataceae. The transcript has a single exon. Gene Ontology annotation, molecular function: ATP binding; RNA helicase activity; nucleic acid binding. The record is from RefSeq and is a predicted model, not a curated record.
AUGGAUGCUUUCAAGCUCCUUACAAGGUCUACAAAGAUCAAAUCUUCAACCAACGCCAAGGGAGCGGCGUCCAGUCCUCUGCCAUCAACCGGCGAAGCUCGCACACCACAGUUAUUUCCUGCAAAGCCAACUAGGCCGAAUGCAAAAGGAGGCGAUGAUGAUAAUCGGGGGAAGAAGAGGAAGCGAGGGGCGGGUAAUGAAGAGGACUCUGAAGUUAAGGAUACGGCGCUGAAUUUCUUUAGCGGCCCGGCUUCGUCUGCGCCCGAAAUUACCUCGAAGAUACCUAUGGUCAUAGAUGCGGAAGACCAGAGCAGUGACGAAGAUAACGGUCGCCAUGAUGUUAAUGCACAGCUACUUUCACUCUCUGAAGCUGAUAGAAAAUCUAUCUUGAAGUCUCAUAAGAUCAAAGUCACUGACCUUCGAACACCAAAGAUAAACUGCGACGAUGCCGGAAUAGCGAAGAAGUCCAAGAAACGGAAGCGAGAAAAAGAGUCUGCAACUGCUUCUCUCACGAAAAAACAGCGGAAAGCAUUGCAAUCACUCUACCCCGAACCCCUCGUCUCGUUUGAGUUGCUACGGUCGAGGUAUAAUAUUUCAAGGCGUUUGUUGGAAAAUAUACGCAAUCAAGGGUAUACUGUACCUACAGAGGUACAGCUUGGCUGUCUACCAAUGCUGCUUGGAGGGCUGUGUGCAUUGACAAAAGAUGAAAAGGCCAGCAAAGGUUUGGAAUGUGAGCCUGACCUUCUUACGGUUGCUCCCACUGGAAGCGGGAAGACAUUGGCAUUUAUGAUCCCACUUAUCAGCAAGAUAAUGAAACACCGACACCAGAAAUCUGGCGAGCAGUCAAAAGGAAUUCUAGGCGUUAUUGUUGCGCCGACAAAAGAGCUUGCGAGCCAAAUUACAAAUGAGGGCAGAAAGCUCGCUCUGGGUACUGGGGUUAAGAUUACAUCUAUGCGCAAGGGUAUGCGCGUAGUAGAAGAACGUGGUGGAGAUUAUACCAAACAAGAAGAUGAUGAUAGUGAGGAUGGAAGCAAUUCCGACAGUGAUGAGGAACGGCCAAAAGAACGAGCAAAGUCUCUUGCGACAGUAACGAAGAGUGACAUCCUAGUUACAACUCCAUUGUUAUUAGUCAACGCACUUUCUGACAACGGCCAUAAAGAGCUUGCCUCAAUGCCUUUAGUCGAGUCGCUUAUCCUUGAUGAAGCAGAUGUGCUUCUUGACCCCCUAUUCCGGGAUCAAACGCUUAAAAUAUGGCAAUCAUGCGUUAACCCUAGGCUACGUGUCGGUUUGUGGUCUGCCACAAUGGGAUCUAAUAUCGAAGAACUGGCCAAGGCAACCAUUGGUGAACGUCAAAAGGCUCUAGGCCUAGAAGAAGAGUCCUCCCUCGUCAGACUAGUUGUUGGUCUAAAGGACUCUGCUGUCCCAAACAUCUCCCAUAAACUCACGUACGCUGCGACGGAGCAAGGCAAGCUUCUAGGUUUAAGACAACUUCUACAUCCAACAACGGCUACAGCAUCUGCUGGCAAACAUCUUCGUCCUCCUUUUAUCGUUUUCACUCAAACUAUUCCACGAGCAGUGGCUCUGCAUUCUGAACUGAUGUAUGAUAUUCCACCUGAAGCAGGUGGCUCUUCCCGGAUCGCGGUUCUACAUUCGGAACUUUCCGACUCUCAACGGUCCGAUGUUAUGGCUGGGUUCAGGAAAGGAGAAAUCUGGAUCAUCAUUACCACUGACCUUCUUUCUCGAGGUGUGGAUUUCCGUGGAAUCAACGGAGUUGUCAAUUACGAUAUCCCCAACUCAGCUGCUGCUUAUGUGCAUAGAGUUGGGAGGACUGGUAGAGCUGGUCGAGAGGGUGGUGUUGCGGUUACUUUCUACACUAAGGAGGAUAUACCGUAUGUCAAGAAUAUUGCCAAUGUGAUUGCUGCGAGUGAGAAACUCCGUGGUGGUGAAGGCCACGAGCCAGGUAUACAGAAAUGGCUUCUUGAUGCGCUUCCCGACUUGACAAAGAAUGACAAAAAGGAAUUAAAGCGCCAUGGAGUCCAGGCCCGGAGACGAACACCCGCAAUGGUCAAUGAUAAGAACCGCCGCGCAACCCGUAUCAGCACUAAAAGCGGUUUUGAAAGGAGGAUGGAGAAUAAGAAGAAAGGGGCUAUCAAGGGCAGUCAGGCCAGAAAGCUUGCUCAAGAGGCCGAUGGUGAUGCCAUCGAAGAGGAAGAAGCAUGGAGCGGCAUUGAGGGCUAA